Eutrema salsugineum is the source of this 1377-nucleotide messenger RNA. RefSeq names its product paired amphipathic helix protein Sin3a. Gene Ontology annotation, cellular component: histone deacetylase complex; chromatin. The coding region runs from base 67 to 1377 and encodes 436 amino acids. Gene Ontology annotation, biological process: negative regulation of transcription by RNA polymerase II. NCBI's taxonomy places the organism in Eukaryota, Viridiplantae, Streptophyta, Magnoliopsida, Brassicales, Brassicaceae. The transcript has 8 exons. Gene Ontology annotation, molecular function: transcription corepressor activity. The record is from RefSeq and is a predicted model, not a curated record.
UUCAUGUGAUAUUGCUGCAAAGUUGAAGCUAGUACUAGUAACUAUUUGUAAUUCGACCAACUUCAAAUGGCUGGAGAAGGAAGUAAACCGAACGCAACUAAAGAUGAUGCGUAUGCAUAUCUAAGGAAUGUGAAGGAUACAUUUGAUAACGAUCGUGAAAAAUAUGACGACUUUCUUGCGAUUAUGGAUAAUUUUAAAGCUAGGAGAAUUGAUAGAAAUGGUUGCAUAGAAGAGGUGAAGGAACUAUUUAAAGGACACCGAGACUUGAUUUCGGGUUUCAAUAAAUUCUUGCCAAAGUAUUUGGAGAUCGCUGAUUGGUACAACUUAGAGGGAAGAGCCGACGAAGUUGCUUGCUAUGCAAGGGUGGGUGAAAUCUUGAAAGAUCACCAGAAUCUUCUUCGUGGUUUCAAUUCCUUCCUUCCACCUGAGUCAAAGAUAACCAUUCCUCUCGAGGCUAAGACAACCAUCAUGACUUCAAAGGCUAAGAAAACCAUCAAGCCUCUCGAUGAUGAUGAUGAUCACAAAGUGUUAAGCCAAUCACAAACCAUGGCUGCCACAAGAGUAGCCCGAGAGCUAACUUUGGGUGAUGCGCUUCCUUACAUUGCUACUGUGAAUGAAGCAUUUCGUGACGAACCUGGCAAAAAAAAGGAGUUUUUAAAAAUCCUGAAUGAUUAUAGAUAUCAAAGAUUCGAUCGCACAAAUACCAUUGCAAAGCUUAAGGAACUCAUGAAAGAGCACCCGAAGCUGCUUCUUGGUUUCAAUGUCUUCCUUCCAGAUGAGGAUAAGAUAACUAUCAUUCCCAAGAUUACGAUAACUAACCUUUCCAAGAUCAAGAUAACCAUUCAUCCCAAGACUAAGCGAACCAUCCCUCCCGAGUCUAAGAGAACCAUCCCUCCCGAGGCUAACAAAGGGUUAUGCCAAUUUCAAAACAUUGAUGAAAGAAGAUUACCAACAAUGCUAGAAACGGAUCAUGAAAGAGCUUAUGAAGAAAUCAUGAAUAAUAAAUAUCACCGGAAACAGAUUCAGCUUUUAGCUGAGGCUAGUCAGUUAGCCAUCCCUACCGAGGCUAACAGAACCAUCCUUACCGAGGCUGAAAAUCAUGGUGCUGAGUCUAACUGUACCAAAAGAAAACGUGAGGAGUCUGAGGAACCAAGUUUUUUCGACAAGCUUAAGACAAGGUUUCAGAGACUUGAUGUUCAUGUAGUGAAGUCAUAUUGCGAGAUAAUGAAAACGUUCAAAGAGGGAAAGAAGUCGAAAACAGAGGUGCACAAGGAGGUCGUUGAUCUUCUCUAUUAUCAUGAAGAUUUGAUCGAGGACUUUUCCAAAUAUUUUAAACCAAAAAAAUCCUAUAUGAGCUGCAUCAAAAGCUCUACUUGA